UUUAAUUUUUUUUAUUGAAAAAACUUUUGCAGAAGCCAGCAUUAAUCGUCAACUACAUUAUAACCCCAAUGAAACAAUAUAUUUCUUGGAGAAGGACAUCAAACAAGGCACAAAGAUGAACUUGGACCUCUCUAAAGAAGCAAAUGGAGUAACAUUCUUACCUCGAACAGUUGCUCAGUCGAUGCCCUUUUCAUCGAAUGAGUUUCCUAAAAUUCUGAACCGGUUUUCUGUGAAACCCAAUUCAGCAGAAGCCAAGAUUAUGAAAAAAACAAUCGAAGUUUGAACAGAGAUGCCUGCCUUUAAAGGAGAGCUGAAAUAUUGUGCAACUUCAUUAAAGUCGAUGAUUGAUUUCUGCACUUCCAUGCUUGGCAAAAGAGUCAAGGCAUUGUCGACAGAGUUGGAAAAAGAGACUCAAUUGAGGAAGUAUAGUGUUGUGGGAUUCAAGAAGAUUGGUGGUGGUGAAGUGGCAGUGUGUCAUAUGCUCAAGUACCCAUAUGCGGUGUUUUCCUGCCACAACGUGCACUCGACCAAAGUGUACAUGGUUUCAUUGGAAGAUGCUAAGGAGGGCGGGACAAAAGCGACAGGUGUGGCAGUGUGUCAUACAGAUACAGCAGCAUGGAGUCCCAACUUCGAGGCUUUUCAAAUGCUCAAGGUCAAACCAGGAACUGUCCCUAUUUGCCAUAUUCUUCCUGAAGAUAAUAUUGUCUGGCUUCCUAACUAAAUCUGUCUAUAUAUAUUGUGGUUUUAAAUAAUGUGUCGGCAUAUAUAUCGAUAUCAGCUAUACGGUUACGUAUCGAUUGAUAUUGAAUUGUAUUGACCGAUAUAUUAAUGAAUAACAGUAUCGAAAGUCCUCAAUCCCGAUACAUAACAACGAUGUUUAAAACCUUAAUGUAUAUAAUCAAUGCCUAUUAUGUAGUUCCAUAUGUUUGUUUGUGUAAUUAUUUAAUGUUUACUUUAUAUUAAUUAAUAACUUCAACCAACUUUA
Molecule: messenger RNA, 985 nt
Organism: Camellia sinensis
Lineage: Eukaryota; Viridiplantae; Streptophyta; Magnoliopsida; Ericales; Theaceae
Source: RefSeq, a predicted model, not a curated record